AAAAUUGCAAACAGUAUCGCACCACUCACGUUGUAGGCAGCGUUCGGUCGCUUCGGCUCGCUGAUAAAACGAGUCGAGUUCAUAAAUAGGAGACUCGCUUCCGAGGUGCGAUAACUUGUGAAACAUUCGUUGUCUGAGUCGGUGAAAUUGACCUUGAGCUGGUCCAAGUAGGAGACCGACGAAAUGCCUCCAAAACCCAAAGCUGCUUCUACAACGAAGAGAGCGAGCGCUGGUGUCGCUUCCAGGAAACGCGGUAAUGCUGCGUUUUCUGAAAGGGAAAUUCCCGAUAUCAAAUGGGCGAAUCGACUCGGUCUGCAGGACAGAAGUCGGCUAGACGAUGCCACAAAAAAACUGCUUCAGGAAUGCGUCGAAACGACGGUUCCGCCUCCCGUUACAUUCGAAUCACUCGUAGAAAAAAGUAAUGCAUUUCCUCUAAAGUUUCCCGUGCGCACGCCCUGCCUCACGGAACUGCAAAAGCGAGUCUCGAAGGAAACUCUCGAGCGCAACGCCAAUUCGGUCUACCCGCUGAUUCACGAAGACACGUUACCGCUGAUAGCCGAUUGGCUGGAGAACAAGAGAGAGCGAGGAAAUCCCUUGGAGAAAAAUGUAUACGAAAAAAUGGGACUCAUCGAACUGAUUCAGCGGCUAUUCGAACGUAGAGCGUUUUGCUUCUUGGGUAAAAGGGACUUGUUCAAGGUCCUCGAAGUCCCAAAAGGCUACGGCGGAUGGGAGAAGAUUGGUACCGAAGAAGAGACGCCGCCUUUGCUGUUAGAAAAUUACAUUUCGUACGACGAAGUGAAACUAUCGGCCAUGAUGACGAUGUCCUCUUACACCGAGUUCGUCAACAACGGUUCUCGAAAAAACGUUGGAAUCCUGAACAGCGAUCCGAAAGAGAUUCAACCGCGAGGUGUUAUCAUAGGUGUGGUCGGCUCUAGAUUCCAGAAGCCCGGGUUCAUGGAGUACCAAGACAUUGCUGUAGCACCAGAACAAAACACCACGGAAAAUGGAUAUGGCCCUUCCGAUCAUCCGAACGCUAAAAAUGUGCCGGCAGGUCUCCAAGGUCUGCGGAAAGUUUGGGCACGAUUUUACGACGAGCCUUACUUACCCCUCUACGAAGAAGCGGAGGAGCAGUUGCGGAGAGUGCCUAAUGAUUCGAGAUUCGUCCCGGUGGGAAAAAAGUACAUUUUUCACACCGAGAACUAUCUGAAGCGGACCCUCGUAACGGCUGAAAUAAUCUUGCUGGAAGCGAACGCCCGAGCACUCGCAGCAAAUACCACAGCGUAUGUCCACGUCGUCGGAUUUGGACUGGGGGUUUGGAAGGCCCUGCCUGAACAGCAAAUAUACUUCAUGAAAGCAUUCGAGAUAGCGCUGAAUGGCACGAUGAAGAACAUCCAUAAUGUAUCCGACAUCAUGUUCUCCUACUUCCAAAGCAAAUUUACCUGCGGCGGGGUCGAUGACGGUGGCAAGAUCGGUCACGUGAAACUUCACUACGGAGAAAGAGAACCCCACACCGUUCUCGAAGAGGAUAAACUUCUGGUGGUAACUUACGCCUGGGACGGGAACGCUUUGCCGGGCAACGAAUUCUGGCUGGGAAAGUUAGCCUCGAGUGGUGAUCCAGCAGCAGCAUGCAGCACGCAGAUUACCGAGCUCCACAACGUCGCAAUAAAUAGUAGGGCAUCGGCCGAAAAUCUUCACAUCGCCUCACCUGAACACGGUAUCCUUCACGUAGCUGACUACGCAAAGUUAAAACUACAGUGAUUUGAAUAAUUCGAUGAUUUUUGUACACGAAAUUUUGUAAAACCGUUAAAAAACUUGGAAAAUAAUUGCGGAUAUACUGUACAUUUUUUUUUUUUUUUUAUGCAUACAAAUGAGAAAUAUAAUUAUUA
Molecule: messenger RNA, 1886 nt
Organism: Athalia rosae (coleseed sawfly)
Lineage: Eukaryota; Metazoa; Arthropoda; Insecta; Hymenoptera; Athaliidae
Exons: 9
Coding region: 184-1758 (524 amino acids)
Source: RefSeq, a predicted model, not a curated record